AUGGCCCAACCCUUCGCCUCGCGCUCCUACGCGGGCGGCAAACUCCCCGACCGCUCCGUCAACGCGAACGCGCUACCCUUCAGCGCCUCCUCGUUCUCGCGUCACCGCGGCCUAGGCGCGACGACCGCCACGGCUCCGGGUGAUUUUGGCGCGGAGGGAUUAAAAUCGCAAGGUGCGGCUGGUGCGGCUCCGUUACAUGCGCAGACACAUGGGCCGGGGACGGGGGUAGGGACGGGAGUUGGUGCUGGGGCAGGGCCGUCGCAGGAGACGAAUCCGUUGAGUCGGUUGACGGAGGAGCAGAGGGAGGAGAUUAAUGAGGCUUUUACGUUGUUCGACCUCGACCGCGACCGCCACCUCGACUACCACGAACUCCGCGUCGCCUUCCGCGCGCUAGGCUUCACCCUCGCAAAACAAGAACUCAUCUCCCUCCUAACAACCUACGGCGUCCCACGGCCACAAGUCCAAGCACAACAACAAUCCAACACCCAGACACAACCCCCGCAACCCUCAACAAACAAAGCAACAAACCCGCAACACCCCUCUAACCUCCUCAUGCCACUAACAGCCUUCCAAGCGGUGACUGCGUUGAAGAUACUAGAGCGCGAUCCGAGGGACGAGAUUCUCCGUGCGUUUGAGCUGUUUGAUGAGGGUGGGAAGGGGUAUAUUGAUUUGGAGGAUUUGAGGCGCGUUGCUAGGGAACUUGGGGAGACGGGGUUGGAGGAAGAUGAGUUGAGGGCUAUGAUCGAGGAGUUUGAUUUGGAGGGGGUUGGGGGUGUGACGAGGGAGGCGUUUGUUAGUAUUUGUUGGCAGUAA
Molecule: messenger RNA, 813 nt
Organism: Aspergillus glaucus CBS 516.65
Lineage: Eukaryota; Fungi; Ascomycota; Eurotiomycetes; Eurotiales; Aspergillaceae
Gene: cdc31
Product: putative cell division control protein Cdc31
Exons: 2
Coding region: 1-813 (270 amino acids)
Biological process (GO): spindle pole body duplication
Cellular component (GO): mitotic spindle pole body; half bridge of spindle pole body
Molecular function (GO): calcium ion binding; microtubule binding
Source: RefSeq, a predicted model, not a curated record